Molecule: messenger RNA, 10977 nt
Organism: Chironomus riparius
Lineage: Eukaryota; Metazoa; Arthropoda; Insecta; Diptera; Chironomidae
Source: the annotation of a GenBank genome assembly
AUGAAGCUUAAACCACCGAAAGCAUUUUGUUCUGAAUCAUCGAUCCACGGAAUUCCUUAUUUUAGCAACAACAACAUUCAUUUGGCUGAGAAAAUCUUUUGGGCAAUUGUGACAAUUUUUUCGUUCAUUUGUUGCUUGCUGCUGAUUGGUAAAAUUAUGGUGAUGGUUCGUGAGGACUUGACUGUGACUUAUACAUCGGAUAUUUCAGUUCCUGUGACUCAGAUUCCAUUUCCAUCAGUCACAUUUUGCUUCGAAUUGAUGCAUUUUGGGAAUGUCACGUACUCAAAGUAUCAUGUCAUUAAGGAACAGCUAGCAAAUGGAGAAAUAACAGUUGAUGACUUGUCUGAAGAUGACUUGCGAACGCUUCAAGCAAUCAGUCUUGUCAUAUCCGAUGACUUUCUACUCAAAUACAAUGCCACACGGAUCCCAACUGAUGAUAUUGCUGACCAAAUUGAAAUGCUAACUUUACAACUGAAAUACUUAAUGAUUAAGACCACAUUUAGUGAUGUUUAUGCUACAGUGCUGGCCAAAAUUGUCGGUCCGAGUGGAGUCUGCUAUAACUUUAAUAUGGUUGAUGCACAAAACUUGUACAAAAAUGUUAAGAAUGCACCAAGAAUGUUUAGAUAUGUCCACAAUAUUUUGUACUUUACUAGGGUUGGAAAGUAUGAACGAACUCCGGUUGACCAUAAAAAAAUUAAUCUGUCAAAUCCAUUAAAAUUGACGCAAGCAGACUCGACGUUUUUUCUACGAAUCGGAACCUAUGAAAAAAGCAUGAAGGAUACAUUAAAUGAAAUGAUGGACGGCUAUGAUUACUACAAGUUUGCAUCCCCAAGAGUCUACAUCAACAAUCCAUACGAAUUGUACCAUAAAGAUGUCAGUUCAUUCUAUAAUAACAGAAGAUGCAGAAUCAUGUACAUUGUGGAACCAAAGCAGACCUUAAUUGAUACUAAUUUAAAGGAUUAUGGAUCUGAUGCACGAGGUUGUUAUUUCGUUGCUGAUGGUGUCGAGCAUGGCGAAGAUGAACGAAUUUUGAAGUAUUUUAAUAUUUACACAAAAGGGAACUGCAAGCAGGAAUGCCUCAUUAAUCGAACCUUGGAAGUUUGUGGAUGUGUACAGUUCUUCAUGUUUCAUGUGGAAUCAACCAGAGUUUGUGGAAUUCAUGACAUGGCGUGCUACAAGCAAGUUGAAGCUGAGCUAGAUGGUGUGGAUUUAUGCAAAUGUUACCCAGCAUGUGAUGAAAUCAUCUAUAAUGUGGAACGAGUCGUUCCUGAUUAUGUGAUGUUUUGGAUCCUCUGCCUUGGCUUUUCACUCCUCUACUGUGGAAUCUCAUCAUAUGAGAUGUACGAGAAGUAUGAUCAAGCUACAAUAGCUAUAACCUACGAUUCUGACGAGAGUUCUGUCGAAACUAUUCCAUUUCCAGCUGUAUUUCUGUCACCUGAAGUUGAUAUACCUUAUGAUUUGGUCUCAAUGACUUGGAGAAAUGAGUUUAUGGGCAGAAGCCGAGAACAAGUGUUGACUGUUUUAAAAUACGGCGGUUAUUUGGCUUUUUACAUGAUUCCAUCACUUCUGUGCGGCUAUAGAUUUGCUCUUGAACCUAUCGAACAUAUGGACGCAGGAUUUCAAGACCAUUUAGUUGCACUGAUACUUAUUAAGACUAAAAAUGCUUGGAUUAGGAACCAGACUGUGAUUUGGAAUGACAAAUACCUUCCACAGACUUUUGAGUUUUUAGGUCGGAAUGGAUUUGGAUAUGCUUUUAAUAUGAUGAGUGCUGAUAAGAUGUAUUAUAAUGGUGUUUCAGAAAAUUUCACAAAAGCUAUCCUUAAAUACAACUUUAAUGUCAGUGAAGAGUCUAAGGAUUUAGAAAUAAUUCCAUACGAGCAGUAUCCAUUGUAUGGUAAUGGAAAGACAAGCCUUAAGAUAACAUUAGACAAGAACAAGCUUGUUAAAUACAAAACCAUUUGUCAACCUCCAUUCUUUAGUGUUUAUCCGCCAUUUGAAUUUCCUUUUGAAUACGAUGACGACAACACCAAUAAAUUCUAUUAUGGACAAGAUUUGGAUGUGCUGAUUACACCUGAAGUCAUCAAAUCUGACGAAAGUUUGAAGAAAUUCACACCUGAAAAACGGAACUGCUACUUUGAAGGAGAAAAAACUCUUAAAAUGUUCAAAAUCUACUCGAGAAGGAACUGCGAACUCGAAUGCUUGGCAAACUAUUUUCUGGGAUUAAAUGAGACCAAAUGUGUGCCUUACUAUUUAAUCCGCAACCAAACUCACAAGAUUUGUCGAAUUGAAAAAUAUUUUGAAAUUAAUUUUCAAGCAUUUGAUUUUUAUCAAAGAGACCCUCGAAAAUCAGUUUCUAAAGCACAUAUAGAUGAGUGUGGAUGCCUUGAUGCUUGCAAUGCUAUUCGGUAUGACAUCAAUGUUAUCGAGACUAGAGUUUUAGGUGGAAUUGGCGACGAUGACAAUGCAUCAAUAACAAUCACAUUCAGAUACAAAAAUGACAAUUUUUUGCCUCUCGUUCGUCGAAUUUCGUUCACAAUUGAAGACUUUUUGUGUCAAGCUGGCGGACUUCUUGGACUUUAUGCUGGCAUUUCUGCACUAUCGGUUGUUGAGUUGCUGUAUUUUGUUACUAUUCGGCCGUUGUUUAAUUUUUAUCGAUGGAUUUUGAGGAAAAUUAACAAAUCAGAACGAAAUUCAUUAAAGAUGAAGCUUAAACCACCGAAAGCAUUUUGUUCUGAAUCAUCGAUCCACGGAAUUCCUUAUUUUAGCAACAACAACAUUCAUUUGGCUGAGAAAAUCUUUUGGGCAAUUGUGACAAUUUUUUCGUUCAUUUGUUGCUUGCUGCUGAUUGGUAAAAUUAUGGUGAUGGUUCGUGAGGACUUGACUGUGACUUAUACAUCGGAUAUUUCAGUUCCUGUGACUCAGAUUCCAUUUCCAUCAGUCACAUUUUGCUUUGAAUUGAUGCAUUUUGGGAAUGUCACGUACUCAAAGUAUCAUGUCAUUAAGGAACAACUAGCAAAUGGAGAAAUAACAGUUGAUGACUUGUCUGAAGAUGACUUGCGAACGCUUCAAGCAAUCAGUCUUGUCAUAUCCGAUGACUUUCUACUCAAAUACAAUGCCACACGGAUCCCAACUGAUGAUAUUGCUGACCAAAUUGAAAUGCUAACUUUACAACUGAAAUACUUAAUGAUUAAGACCACAUUUAGUGAUGUUUAUGCUACAGUGCUGGCCAAAAUUGUCGGUCCGAGUGGAGUCUGCUAUAACUUUAAUAUGGUUGAUGCACAAAACUUGUACAAAAAUGUUAAGAAUGCACCAAGAAUGUUUAGAUAUGUCCACAAUAUUUUGUACUUUACUAGGGUUGGAAAGUAUGAACGAACUCCGGUUGACCAUAAAAAAAUUAAUCUGUCAAAUCCAUUAAAAUUGACGCAAGCAGACUCGACGUUUUUUCUACGAAUCGGAACCUAUGAAAAAAGCAUGAAGGAUACAUUAAAUGAAAUGAUGGACGGCUAUGAUUACUACAAGUUUGCAUCCCCAAGAGUCUACAUCAACAAUCCAUACGAAUUGUACCAUAAAGAUGUCAGUUCAUUCUAUAAUAACAGAAGAUGCAGAAUCAUGUACAUUGUGGAACCAAAGCAGACCUUAAUUGAUACUAAUUUAAAGGAUUAUGGAUCUGAUGCACGAGGUUGUUAUUUCGUUGCUGAUGGUGUCGAGCAUGGCGAAGAUGAACGAAUUUUGAAGUAUUUUAAUAUUUACACAAAAGGGAACUGCAAGCAGGAAUGCCUCAUUAAUCGAACCUUGGAAGUUUGUGGAUGUGUACAGUUCUUCAUGUUUCAUGUGGAAUCAACCAGAGUUUGUGGAAUUCAUGACAUGGCGUGCUACAAGCAAGUUGAAGCUGAGCUAGAUGGUGUGGAUUUAUGCAAAUGUUACCCAGCAUGUGAUGAAAUCAUCUAUAAUGUGGAACGAGUCGUUCCUGAUUAUGUGAUGUUUUGGAUCCUCUGCCUUGGCUUUUCACUCCUCUACUGUGGAAUCUCAUCAUAUGAGAUGUACGAGAAGUAUGAUCAAGCUACAAUAGCUAUAACCUACGAUUCUGACGAGAGUUCUGUCGAAACUAUUCCAUUUCCAGCUGUAUUUCUGUCACCUGAAGUUGAUAUACCUUAUGAUUUGGUCUCAAUGACUUGGAGAAAUGAGUUUAUGGGCAGAAGCCGAGAACAAGUGUUGACUGUUUUAAAAUACGGCGGUUAUUUGGCUUUUUACAUGAUUCCAUCACUUCUGUGCGGCUAUAGAUUUGCUCUUGAACCUAUCGAACAUAUGGACGCAGGAUUUCAAGACCAUUUAGUUGCACUGAUACUUAUUAAGACUAAAAAUGCUUGGAUUAGGAACCAGACUGUGAUUUGGAAUGACAAAUACCUUCCACAGACUUUUGAGUUUUUAGGUCGGAAUGGAUUUGGAUAUGCUUUUAAUAUGAUGAGUGCUGAUAAGAUGUAUUAUAAUGGUGUUUCAGAAAAUUUCACAAAAGCUAUCCUUAAAUACAACUUUAAUGUCAGUGAAGAGUCUAAGGAUUUAGAAAUAAUUCCAUACGAGCAGUAUCCAUUGUAUGGUAAUGGAAAGACAAGCCUUAAGAUAACAUUAGACAAGAACAAGCUUGUUAAAUACAAAACCAUUUGUCAACCUCCAUUCUUUAGUGUUUAUCCGCCAUUUGAAUUUCCUUUUGAAUACGAUGACGACAACACCAAUAAAUUCUAUUAUGGACAAGAUUUGGAUGUGCUGAUUACACCUGAAGUCAUCAAAUCUGACGAAAGUUUGAAGAAAUUCACACCUGAAAAACGGAACUGCUACUUUGAAGGAGAAAAAACUCUUAAAAUGUUCAAAAUCUACUCGAGAAGGAACUGCGAACUCGAAUGCUUGGCAAACUAUUUUCUGGGAUUAAAUGAGACCAAAUGUGUGCCUUACUAUUUAAUCCGCAACCAAACUCACAAGAUUUGUCGAAUUGAAAAAUAUUUUGAAAUUAAUUUUCAAGCAUUUGAUUUUUAUCAAAGAGACCCUCGAAAAUCAGUUUCUAAAGCACAUAUAGAUGAGUGUGGAUGCCUUGAUGCUUGCAAUGCUAUUCGGUAUGACAUCAAUGUUAUCGAGACUAGAGUUUUAGGUGGAAUUGGCGACGAUGACAAUGCAUCAAUAACAAUCACAUUCAGAUACAAAAAUGACAAUUUUUUGCCUCUCGUUCGUCGAAUUUCGUUCACAAUUGAAGACUUUUUGUGUCAAGCUGGCGGACUUCUUGGACUUUAUGCUGGCAUUUCUGCACUAUCGGUUGUUGAGUUGCUGUAUUUUGUUACUAUUCGGCCGUUGUUUAAUUUUUAUCGAUGGAUUUUGAGGAAAAUUAACAAAUCAGAACGAAAUUCAUUAAAGAUGAAGCUUAAACCACCGAAAGCAUUUUGUUCUGAAUCAUCGAUCCACGGAAUUCCUUAUUUUAGCAACAACAACAUUCAUUUGGCUGAGAAAAUCUUUUGGGCAAUUGUGACAAUUUUUUCGUUCAUUUGUUGCUUGCUGCUGAUUGGUAAAAUUAUGGUGAUGGUUCGUGAGGACUUGACUGUGACUUAUACAUCGGAUAUUUCAGUUCCUGUGACUCAGAUUCCAUUUCCAUCAGUCACAUUUUGCUUUGAAUUGAUGCAUUUUGGGAAUGUCACGUACUCAAAGUAUCAUGUCAUUAAGGAACAACUAGCAAAUGGAGAAAUAACAGUUGAUGACUUGUCUGAAGAUGACUUGCGAACGCUUCAAGCAAUCAGUCUUGUCAUAUCCGAUGACUUUCUACUCAAAUACAAUGCCACACGGAUCCCAACUGAUGAUAUUGCUGACCAAAUUGAGACAUUAACUUUAUCACUAAAAAACUUAAUAAUUACUACUACAUUUAGUGAUAUUUAUGCUGCAGUGCUGGCCAAAAUUGUCGGUCCGAAUGGAGUAUGCUUUAACUUUAACAUGGUUGGUGCUCAACAUUUGUACAAAAAUAUCAAAGAUGCGCCAAAAAUGUUCAAGUAUGUCCACAACAUUCUUUAUUACACAAGAGUUGAAAAGUUUCUUCGAGCACCGAUUCGUCAUAAGGACCUAAACCUUACAAAUCCACUCAAAUUGACUCAAGCUGAUUCAAACUUUUAUCUUAAAAUUGGUGCCCUCGAAAAAACUAUGAAAGAUACUUUGGAUGUUAUGAUGAACACUUAUGAUUACUAUAAGUUUCCAUCUCCAAGAGUCUACAUUAAUAAUCCUUAUGAGAUUUACAACAGGGAUGUCAGUUCUUACUAUAGCUAUCGUAAGAGCAGAAUCGUUUACAUUGUGGAACCAAAGCAGAUUCUAAUUGAUGAUAAUUUGAAGAAUUAUGGACCUGAUGCACGAGGCUGCUAUUUUAUUGCUGAUGGUGUCGAGCAUGGCGAAGAUGAACGAAUUUUGAAGUAUUUUAAUAUUUACACAAAGGGGAACUGCAAACAGGAAUGCCUCAUUAAUCGGACCUUGGAAGUUUGUGGAUGUGUUCAGUUCUUCAUGUUUCAUGUGGAAUCAACCAGAGUUUGUGGAAUUCAUGAUAUGGCGUGCUACAAGCAAGUUGAAGAUGAACUGGAUAGAAACGAUUUAUGUAUAUGUUAUCCAGCAUGUGGUGAGAUCAUCUACAGUGUUGAAAGAGUCGUACCGGAUUAUUUUAAACGAGUUUAUUUGGAGUUUUGGGAUGGAAUUCUUGAAAGAUUCAGCAACGACUACUUCGAUUCAUUCACAAUCGUUAAAUUUCGGUCAAUUUCAUAUUCACCGAACGUAAUAAAGCGUCAGUUUACAGAAAUUGACUUCAUUGCUUACACUGGAGGUGCCUUCGGAUUAUUCUUAGGAGUGUCAAUCUUGUCUUUUGUUGAAGUUGUUUACUACUCGACUGUCAGGUUACUAUUCAACUGGAUAAGAGAUAAGAGGAAGAGAAUGAAGACUGGGAUUGUUGAUACAGUUGAGCUACAAGACACUAAGAUGAGCUAUGUGAUGUUCUAUUUUAACAUUUCUACUGUUCAUGGAAUGAGGAAUAUACGAAACUUGGAUAUAGAAUUUGAAGUUCCUUUAACUUGGAUGAUAUUCAAGGCUGCCAAAGGUUAUUGGUUUGAAGAGCAAACUGUAAUUUGGAAUGAAAAGUACCGUCCGGAAAUGUUUGAGUUUUUAGGACGGAAUGGAUAUGGAUUUGUGUUUAACAUGAUGAGUCCUGAUAAGAUGUACCAAGACGGUGUUUCAGAAAAUUUUACAUUACUUGAAUUCACUUACAACUUCAAUACCAGCGAAGAAGCCAAAGAUUUUGAGUUUAUUCCUUAUCAACACUACCCACUUUAUGGACAUGGACGAUCAAGUCUAAAAAUGACACUUCAUAAGAAUAAAUAUGUUCAAUUCAGAAGCAUCUGCCAGCCAAUGUUCUUUAGUGUUUAUCCACCAUUUGAGUUUCCUGGUGAAUAUGAAGACGUUGACACCAACAAAUUCUAUUAUGGACAAGAUUUGGAAGUGCUGAUUACACCUGAAGUCAUCAAAUCUGACGAAAGUUUGAAGAAAUUCACACCUGAAAAACGGAACUGCUACUUUGAAGGCGAAAAAACUCUUAAAAUGUUCAAAAUCUACUCGAGAAGGAACUGCGAACUUGAAUGCUUGACUAAAUAUUAUCUUCAAGAGAAUGCAACUCGGUGUGCGCCUUACUAUGCGAUCCGGAAUCAAACUCACAAGAUCUGCCGCAUCAGAGAUAAUUUUGAUGUUAUUUUUACAAAAUAUUAUUUUCUGCAGAACCUGUCACACACAAUUGAUAGAAAAGAAAUUUACCUGCACACUUGUGGAUGUCUUGACACUUGCAAUGAUAUUCAAUAUAAAGUAGAAGUCAUUGAGACUAAACUUCCUGGUGGAAUUGGCGAUAAAGAGAAUGCAUCAAUAACAAUCACAUUCAGAUACAAAAAUGACAAAUUUUUGCCUCUCGUUCGUCGAAUUUCGUUCACAAUUGAAGACUUCUUGUGUCAAGCUGGCGGACUUCUUGGACUUUAUGCUGGCAUUUCUGCACUUUCAGUUGUUGAGUUGCUGUAUUUUAACAAAUCAGAACUCAAUUCAUUAAAGAUGAAGCUUAAACCACCGAAAGCAUUUUGUUCUGAAUCAUCGAUCCACGGAAUUCCUUAUUUUAGCAACAACAACAUUCAUUUGGCUGAGAAAAUCUUUUGGGCAAUUGUGACAAUUUUUUCAUUCAUUUGUUGCUUGCUGCUGAUUGGUAAAAUUAUGGUGAUGGUUCGUGAGGACUUGACUGUGACUUAUACAUCGGAUAUUUCAGUUCCUGUGACUCAGAUUCCAUUUCCAUCAGUCACAUUUUGCUUUGAAUUGAUGCAUUUUGGGAAUGUCACGUACUCAAAGUAUCAUAUCAUUAAGGAACAACUAGCAAAUGGAGAAAUAACAGUUGAUGACUUGUCUGAAGAUGACUUGCGAACGCUUCAAGCAAUCAGUCUUAUCAUAUCCGAUGACUUUCUACUCAAAUACAAUGCCACACGGAUCCCAACUGAUGACAUUGCUGACCAAAUUGAGACAAUAACUUUAUCACUUCGAAAUUUAAUCGUCACGAGCACAUUCAGUGAUAUUUAUGCUACAAUACUUUCAAAAAUUGUCGGUCCGAGUGGAGUCUGCUACAACUUUAACAUGGUUGAUGCACAAAAUUUGUACAAGAACAUUAAUGAGGCACCAAGCAUGUUUAAGUAUGUUCACAACAUUCUUUAUUACACAAGAGUUGAAAAAUUUCUUCGAGCACCAAUCCAUUAUAAGGAGCUUAACCUUACAAAUCCACUCAAAUUGACCCAAGCUGACUCAAAGUUUGAACUCAAGAUUAGUGCUUUUGAUAAAACGAUGAAGAAUACAUUAGAUGACAUGCUGAACACAUACGAUUACUACAAAUUUGCAUCCCCAAGAGUCUACAUCAACAAUCCAUACGAGUUAUAUCAUAAAGAUGUCAGUUCAUUCUACAGCAACAGAAGAAGCAGAAUCGUUUACAUUGUGGAACCAAAGCAGAUUCUAAUUGAUGAUAAUUUGAAGGAUUAUGGACCUAAUGCACGAGGCUGCUAUUUUAUUGCUGAUGGUGUCGAGCAUGGCGAAGAUGAACGAAUUUUGAAGUAUUUUAAUAUUUACACAAAAGGGAACUGCAAACAGGAAUGCCUCAUUAAUCGGACCUUGGAAGUUUGUGGAUGUGUUCAGUUCUUCAUGUUUCGCGAAGAGUCAACCCGAGUUUGUGGUAUUCAUGACAUGGAAUGCUACAAGAAAGUUGAAGCUGAACUGGACAGUUCCGAUUUGUGCAAAUGUUUUCCAUUUUGUGGUGAAAUCAUUUAUGAUGUGGAAAGAGUUGUGCCUGAUUAUGUGAAACGAGUUGAUUUGGAUUUUUUUGAUGCAUUUCUUGAGAAAACCAGAAAAGAUAAUGUCGAUUCUUACACUAUGGUCAAGUUCCGAUCAAUAACAUUUUUCCCAUACAUUAUAAGACGACAAUUCACUGAAAUUGACUUCAUUGCUUACACUGGAGGUGCAUUUGGACUAUUUUUAGGUAUAUCAAUAUUGUCUUUUGUGGAAAUUGUUUACUACUCAACGAUAAGGAUCGUUUUCAACUGGAUAAGAGACAGGAAGAAGAGAAUGAUAAUUAGAGAUGUUAAUGCAAUUGAGCUACAAGACACUAAGAUGAGCUAUAUUCCAUUUCCUGCUGUAUUCUUGUCACCGGAAGUUGAUAUACCUUUUCCAUUGGUCUCCAUGGCAUGGACUGCAAGAGUUAGAGGAUUAAGUCAAAAUCUAAUUAUAAGACAAUAUAAAUAUAUGAAAAUAUUGAAUAGAUACUUGAUUCCAUCACUGCUUUGCAACUACCAAUUUGCAUUAGAGCCGAUAACAAACCUAGAUGUAGGAUUUGAGGACUUAUUAGUAUUAAUGAUUCUCAUUGAAACAAAAGCUUAUUGGUUUGAGAACCAAACUGCGAUUUGGAAUGAUAAAUACCGUCCGCAAAUGGUGGAUUUCUUGGGUAGGAAUGGAUAUGGAUUUGCUUUUAACAUGAUGAGUCCUGAUAAGAUGUAUCAAGAAGGUGUUUCAGAAAAUUUUACAAAAAUCCGGUUCACUUUCAACUUUAACAAUAGUGAAGAAUCCAAGGAUUUAGAAUUUAUUCCAUCCCAGCAGUAUCCACUGCAUGGACAUGGACGAUCGAACCUUAAAAUUAAAUUAGACAAGAACAAAUAUGUUCAAUACAAAAGCAUUUGUCAGCCAAUGUUCUUUAGUGUUUAUCCACCAUUUGAGUUUCCUGGUGAAUAUGAAGACGUUGACACCAAUAAAUUCUAUUAUGGACAAGAUUUGGAAGUGCUGAUUACACCUGAAGUCAUCAAAUCUGAAGAAAGUUUAAAGAAGUUUACACCUGAAAAACGGAACUGCUACUUUGAAGGCGAAAAAACUCUUAAAAUGUUUAAAAUCUACUCGAGAAGGAACUGCGAACUUGAAUGCUUGACAAAUUUUUACCUGGAAUUAAAUGAAACUCAAUGUGUGCCUUACUAUGUGAUCCGCAAUCAAACCCACAAGAUAUGUCGUAUCGAGAAGAACUACGACAUUAUUUUCAGAAAAUAUCGAUUUUUACAGAACCUGUCAUACACUAAUGACAUUGAAGAAAUUUACCUGCACACUUGUGGAUGUCUUGACACUUGCAAUGACAUUCAAUAUAAAGUAGAAGUCAUCGAGACUAGAGUUUUAGGUGAAAUUGGCGACGAUGACAAUGCAUCAAUAACAAUCACAUUCAGAUACAAAAAUGACAAUUUUUUGCCGCUCGUUCGUCGAAUUUCGUUCACAAUUGAAGACUUUUUGUGUCAAGCUGGCGGACUUCUUGGACUUUAUGCUGGCAUUUCUGCACUUUCGGUUGUUGAGUUGCUGUAUUUUGUUACUAUUCGGCCGUUGUUUAAUUUUUAUCGAUGGAUUUUGAGGAAGAUUUUGAAGAAAUGCUAG